Molecule: messenger RNA, 2199 nt
Organism: Caenorhabditis briggsae
Lineage: Eukaryota; Metazoa; Nematoda; Chromadorea; Rhabditida; Rhabditidae
Exons: 12
Coding region: 1-2199 (732 amino acids)
Source: RefSeq, a predicted model, not a curated record
AUGAGUAUAUCUUCAACACCUUCCUCCCCAUCCAUAUCCGGCUCUUCCAUAUCAUCAAAUGCCACGAAUAUCUCGUUUUGCUACACAUGGACCACAAAGUUAAAAACCCGAAAAACUGCCGAUGGAGAGGCAACGAUCCUCUCGAUUUCUCCAAAGUUCGCUACCGUACACCAGUUGAUUUCGUUCCAAUGGAAUAUCAGAAUUCAUGCGACCUCGGAGGUGAACGAUGAUGAUGAGGAGGUGGACUACGUGGCAGUUGACCUAUAUUUUGUUGACGGUCCCGUCAACGAAGUCAAUGUGAUGGCUGAGGUUGGAGCAUUUGAGAAGACGUCAACGGCCACUUUGGGAAGUAUACCGGCUGGUGUGAAGGAGACGAAAACGACAAAAAUGACAAAAGGAGUAGGUUGUGAGAUCACGGACGCCGAUCGAGAGUGCGUCUCCAGAUACCUCAAAGAAAAUGUGGACAACGUGAUCAAAAUCUCAAUAAUCAUCAAUAUGGAGACUCGCCUCUUCGAACCAUCAACCUACCUGGAUGCCAUUUCUCCAACUCCUCGAGCAUCAUUCCUGACGGCGAAUUACAAUGCAAGAGUGAACAGUAAAGUAUGGAAACGGAGAUCGAAGAAGAGGAAUGGACGUGUGGAACGGCGAGUUUUGAGUGAUAAUGAGAAGACGAGCUACGAGAGAAAAGUACAAAUGAUUCUGGAUGAGGAAAGAGAGAAAUUGAUGGAGAGGAGAGAGUUGUUGAAAGUGGAGAAGGAGGAGGAUAAUGGAUCCAGAAGGGCUUCGUUGAUUUCGCAAUUCAGGGAGAAUCAACAUGAAAGUGCAUUGGAUGAUCAUAUGUUCAAGAGGAUCCUCGUGAGUUGCUGUGAGUCUUGUGAGCAACGUCGUCUGUCCUUCAUGUAUGAUUCUCGAACGGAAGAUGAUUCAGAAGCAGAUGAAGAAGACGAUGGAGAUGAUGAAGAGGAAGAGGAGGAGCCACAUUUCGAAUGUGAUAAGAGUGAUAAGGAGCAUGUUCAUGAUAUGCUCGCAAAUCUAUACUUCAACAAGGUUGUCCUGCCAGAAAUGGAAUAUGUCGAGGAUUUUGUCGAUUUCCUCAUUGAUGCUGAACUAAACGAUUUGCCAGUUCUGAAGAGAGCUUGCGAACGAUAUUUGUGUAGUGAGCUGAAUACGAAAAAAGACAUUGGGACAUGUCUGCUUUUGGAUUUGCUGUUCAAUUCGAUUGUUUUCAGUCUGCCUGUCAUGAAAUCGAUGACUUUAACUGAGCUGGCGAAUCGAACUCAUGAAUUUGUGGAACCGGAUUCGCUGCUGGAGCAGGAGGAGUAUAAUAUGGAAACGGAGAUCGAAGAAGAGGAAUGGACUGUGGAACGGCGAGUUUUGAGUGAUAAUGAGAAGACGAGCUACGAGAGAAAAGUACAAAUGAUUCUGGAUGAGGAAAGAGAGAAAUUGAUGGAGAGGAGAGAGUUGUUGAAAGUGGAGAAGGAGGAGGAUAAUGGAUCCAGAAGGGCUUCGUUGAUUUCGCAAUUCAGGGAGAAUCAACAUGAAAGUGCAUUGGAUGAUCAUAUGUUCAAGAGGAUCCUCGUGAGUUGCUGUGAGUCUUGUGAGCAACGUCGUCUGUCCUUCAUGUAUGAUUCUCGAACGGAAGAUGAUUCAGAAGCAGAUGAAGAAGACGAUGGAGAUGAUGAAGAGGAAGAGGAGGAGCCACAUUUCGAAUGUGAUAAGAGUGAUAAGGAGCAUGUUCAUGAUAUGCUCGCAAAUCUAUACUUCAACAAGGUUGUCCUGCCAGAAAUGGAAUAUGUCGAGGAUUUUGUCGAUUUCCUCAUUGAUGCUGAACUAAACGAUUUGCCAGUUCUGAAGAGAGCUUGCGAACGAUAUUUGUGUAGUGAGCUGAAUACGAAAAAAGACAUUGGGACAUGUCUGCUUUUGGAUUUGCUGUUCAAUUCGAUUGUUUUCAGUCUGCCUGUCAUGAAAUCGAUGACUUUAACUGAGCUGGCGAAUCGAACUCAUGAAUUUGUGGAACCGGAUUCGCUGCUGGAGCAGGAGGAGUAUAAAAAUUUGGACAAACGAAUGCGAAAUUUGGCGGAUCGAAAUCUGGUGGAAAUCAUUGAACAAUGUGUCACUUUUCGAGAUCAAAAAGCUCGAGUUCGAGUGCUUCCAGUCGCUGAAUCCUUCGAAUCCAAUUCGUUCGAUUUGACUAAUUAA